Messenger RNA from Histoplasma capsulatum G186AR, 2712 nucleotides. Its product is annotated as MAP kinase. The record is from RefSeq and is a predicted model, not a curated record. Lineage: Eukaryota; Fungi; Ascomycota; Eurotiomycetes; Onygenales; Ajellomycetaceae. The transcript is spliced from 5 exons. Gene Ontology annotation, biological process: protein phosphorylation. The coding region runs from base 1 to 2712 and encodes 903 amino acids. Gene Ontology annotation, molecular function: protein binding; protein kinase activity; ATP binding.
AUGUUGAGCUCCCAACCCCAAUACUCUGCCGGAUUGCCAUUACACACUCCAUCCCAACUACCGUCAUCUAUAUCUACUCCCUAUAUGUCUUUACCGUCCCACAAAUCGGGUCUCCCCACGGCUACUCGCGAUGGCCCAUUCUCUAGCCCGACAGAGUCCGAAUUCUCAGACGGUUAUGACGGGCUGGACUCUGUUCGGUCCUGGGAUGAGAAGCAGGUGAUAGAUUGGCUACAUAGCAUACGGUGUGGACAGUAUGAAGCGCUGUUCAAAGCGAAUCACUUUAAUGGGGAUAAUCUCCUUGACUGCGAUCAGAAGAUCCUACAGGAAAUGGGGAUCAAGAAAAUCGGAGACCGAGUGCGGAUUUUCGUUGCCAUCAAACAACUCAGGAACAAGAACGUAUCGAAUCGCAAAAAGCGGAACAGGGCUUCGUUGGCUGCCCUUGAUUCUGCCCAAUACACACCCCCUUCCUCCGAAUCUCCCCGCCCAGCAAAUUCUCGACAACAGGCUGCGGGGAACCGUCGAUGGUCUCGACAGGUCGACCUUCCAUCGCUCACGGGCUACAACACAAGUUACACAACAUCAGGGAGAACGUCAUCAAGGCCUUCCUCUCCUCCAGCAGAUUCCGACCGUGGCCUGCGGUCAUAUCGAUAUCCAGGUGUUAGUCCGAUGGAAAAUUCACGGAGGGAACAAGGUGAAGUUCCGCAAACUGCCAGAACGGUCAUGCACAUCAGACAAAACCCCAGCAUGGAUGGAAUUACCAUGAGCUCACUUCCACCUAAUUCACCUGUUAUACGAGUAAUACAUUCCGGCGGUCAGACGAAAGUCUUGAAUAUAAAGCAUUGUAAAACCCCCGAGGAUAUUUUCAUUUGCGUUCUAAGAAAACUUCUGCUUCCCGAGUCCCACUAUAGAAACUAUUGUUUUUAUGUCCUCGACGGCCUGGAUCCUAACCCAGGCAACUGUCGUCGCUUGACUGAUUCGGAGCUACUGAAGAUAUGCGAUGGCCUCCAUAGAUCGGAACGUGGCCGCCUGAUUUUGAGGAAAAUCCAUGCUGGAGAACCAGAGCCGGAGGAACUCCAAAGAGCUGCCCAGAUUGCUCUUGACGAAAGCCAAACAGCCCAUCUGAAUGCUCUUAGCGGGACCAAUGUGCGAAAUCAGAUUAAACUCCAAAAGCUCACCGGUGAAUCAUGGCAUAACAUCAGACAACCUCUCUCCCCCUUAUCAGCCACUGACCGCAAUAGAGAAGAGUUCCAAAGACCAACCCCUUCGGAACGACACCAGUCCGCGAAAUUGCGAUCAUUUUUCGGUGCCCGUCCGCCUAGUGAAAUGAUUAUUCACGAACUUACGUCGUAUUUCCCAAGCCACCAGAAGGAAGAUAUUGAGAAGACGAUGCGUUUAUCCGUGCGAAGAUCACAGCGUAUGAGCCGUGCUGCAAGCCGACUGAGUGUUGUUAGUAACCUUAGUUACGCCUCUAGUUUGAAAGAUGCACCACCUAUCCCUAGUAUUGCAGACACCUGGUUAGCAGGAAAUAAUGGGCCUGCAAGGCCGGCGAGACCCUUAUCUGUUUCCAAGUUCAACUUAACCCAGACGUCAUUCCGCGAUUCCAUAGCAUCUUCCCUUCAGCCCCUCCAAGAGGAAUCUCCCAUCGAACCUAACCGAAAAUCCUAUGUUUCAUUUGAUAGUGGUUCCGACCACACUCCUGGGGAGACUGAUCGUCAGACUUUCCUGGACGAGACAAUUAGCCUCUCUGCCACGGACGGGGCUGGAUCAAUCAAUGAACGCCUUAGCAUCAUAGUUGCAGAGGAUGGAGAGGAACAGGAUGACGGGUUGACUGCUUUCCUGGCUGGCGACAAUUUCGGGAACAAAAACUGGAUGAAGGGAUCCCUAAUUGGUGAAGGAUCAUUUGGAAGUGUCUUCCUAGCUCUGCAUUCCAUCACUGGAGAACUUAUGGCUGUCAAGCAAGUAGAGCUGCCAUCCGCGACCAAAGGAACAGAGUUCGACCAAAGGAAGAACAGUAUGGUCACCGCUCUCAAGCACGAAAUCGACCUCCUCCAGGGCUUGCAACAUCCAAACAUUGUGCAGUAUCUAGGGACAUCCACUGAUGAACAACACCUCAAUAUUUUCCUCGAGUACGUCCCUGGGGGCUCCAUUGCAAUGAUGCUCAAACAAUACAACACUUUCCAAGAGCCGUUAAUCAAGAACUUCGUCCGUCAAAUCUUAGCAGGCCUCUCGUACCUGCACAGCCGCGACAUCAUCCACCGGGAUAUCAAGGGCGCCAACGUCCUUGUCGAUAACAAGGGCGGCAUUAAAAUAUCCGACUUUGGUAUCUCCAAGCGCGUUGAGGCUUCGACCGUGCUGGGAAGCGGUGCCAAUCUAGGCGGUGGCGGCCAUAUACAUCGCCCCUCUCUCCAAGGCAGUGUAUACUGGAUGGCACCCGAGGUCGUGCGACAGACGGCCCAUACGAAGAAAGCCGACAUCUGGAGUCUGGGAUGUCUCGUCGUUGAGAUGUUCAUUGGCGCCCACCCGUUCCCCGACUGCAGUCAGCUACAGGCUAUCUUUGCCAUUGGCAGUAAUCAGGCACGUCCGCCGCCGCCGGAAAAUGCUAGCAAGGAGGCCAUGGCGUUCUUGGAUAUGACGUUUGAGAUCAAUCAUGAGAAACGCCCUAGUGCGGAUGAAUUGCUUAGCAGCUCAUUCCUGUCACAGACGAUCCCUUGA